Molecule: messenger RNA, 2598 nt
Organism: Penicillium subrubescens
Lineage: Eukaryota; Fungi; Ascomycota; Eurotiomycetes; Eurotiales; Aspergillaceae
Exons: 3
Coding region: 1-2598 (865 amino acids)
Biological process (GO): regulation of fungal-type cell wall organization; activation of GTPase activity; signal transduction
Cellular component (GO): cell cortex
Molecular function (GO): GTPase activator activity
Source: RefSeq, a predicted model, not a curated record
AUGGUGACCGGCAAGUCGCAUCCAGGCGGCGAGCCUGUUCAGCUGCCUGCUACCUCCCCUGACCCGACCGGAUCCAACUCCCCACCUUCAAAGCGAGAUUUGGCUUCUUGGUGGAGGCAGUUUAAACGAAACACAAGGAAAGAUGAAGUCAAAGAACCAACCCGAGGCAUCUUUGGCGUACCACUAAAUGUCAGCAUCAAAUAUGCGAACGUCGCUAUCUCUCUCACUGGAGAACAUGGCAAAAGCCAUAUCUAUGGAUACGUACCCAUCGUCGUAGCCAAGUGCGGCGUGUUCCUGAAGGACCGAGCCACGGACGUAGAAGGUAUCUUCCGCCUUAAUGGUUCGGCCAAGCGCAUCAAAGACUUGCAAGAAAUUUUUGAUUCUCCCGAGCGCUACGGAAAAGGCCUCGAUUGGUCUGGAUACACGGUGCACGAUGCCGCCAACGUCCUGCGUCGAUACCUGAACCAGUUGCCCGAGCCUAUCGUUCCCCUAGAGUUCUACGAGCGGUUCCGCGAACCCCUGCGCGUCUAUCAAAGACAAGUACAAGCUGAAAAGGAGCAUGUUGAGACCGAGAAAUUCGAUCACGCCAAGGCCGUCGAGACCUAUCAGCGCCUCAUUGUCGAGCUACCCCCGUUGAAUAAGCAGUUACUUCUCUAUAUUCUGGAUCUCCUGGCCGUCUUCGCAUCCAAGUCGGACCAAAAUCGCAUGACAUCAGCCAACCUGUCAGCCAUCUUCCAACCCGGAAUGUUGUCUCACCCGCAACAUGACAUGUCGCCAGAGGAGUACAAGCUGAGUCAGGAUGUGUUGAUUUUCCUGAUCGAAAACCAGGAUCACUUUUUGGUCGGAAUGAGCGGUACUACUCCCGAUGAGCAGCAAGUCAAGGAGGUUGAAGCUGGCCUUCAGCCUGCCGCUUCGUCCAAGGAUGUUGAAGGCGGCAUCGUGUCUCGUCCCUCAACAACUUCAAACAUUCGACGCUCCGUUUCAAAUGCGAGCGGCAAUGACGGUCAUCGCAAGAUUGACAGCGUCCGGAGAAAUGUCUCCGUAUCUUCGCGUAACUCCCGCGGCUCCCGUCAUUCAAACAAUGCUCCUUCUCCCGGUACGCCCACCUCGACCUCGGGUGGUGGUGUUCAUCGAAGCAACACCCUUCCCUCCAAGAUGGGCCCCGUUGUGGCAUCGGCCCGUUUUGUCCGCGCUGGGGAAACUGGCUCGGCCAACCCGUCAGGUCUCUCUGUUUCGCAUCACAGCUCUCGAUCCGCGAGUCGAGCACCCUCCCUGCGUGAGGAGACUGAGCCACAAAAGCCCAGCACAGCUCCGUCGGGAACCCCCAUUCGAAGCGUCUUUGUGCACACAUCAACUCAUGGUCCUAUCCCGGUCGCAACAGCUGAGCAGCUUAACAUCGUCGAGCGCACUCCACCACAGGAAAAUAAUGAAACCCACAAUCCCCCUCAAAGCCCUCCACCCGCAACUCUACCACCACAGAACCUUCAACUCCAGGGCCUAGCGGGUCCUGUGUCUCCCCCACCCCAGGUUGUAACUCCGACUCGUGAACGAAAGUUGUCCAACUUCUUCACCAAAUCUCCACCACCCGAAGGAGAGGCGCGUCAGCCUAAUCGUCUCAGGAAGAAGCGUAUCCCGGGCAGUGCUAGCAUCAGUGCACAGAGCUCAACCAACUCUCUCGACCCGCACUGGGACAGCUCUUUGGAACCAAAUCGGGAUCGAAAGUCUUUCGAUGGUGCGGUAGGAGAUACUACCCCAAAACCUCCCAACACUGCGACGCUGAGCAAUCGUGAUGCACACUCUGAAUCUACUCCCACCCUGGGCGAUAGCUCUUCGCACCCCAACACGGACAACUCUUUGAGACCCCAUCAGUCGCGUACACCAUCAAUGAACUCUCGGUCAUCCUUCACUGAUCAUUCAGACUUGGAACAACCCGAGGAUGGCUCACGCUCCGAGCGCCGGGAUAAUCGACGCAGCUGGCGGUUCCAUCGCUCGUCCAAGCGCAGCAGUGAGCAGAUCGGGCUGGGUCUCGCUUCUCCUCCCCUGGUUGCCAGCGAUUCUGGUGCUGCGCAAAGCACUACCUCAUUUGGUAGCGGAUCGCAUCAAAGUAACGAUCCUGCCAGUCAGCCCUUGAGUUUGGAUGCCGGCAUCCAGGGUAACUCAAUUCCUAAUGCUGAACCGGAGAAGAGAAGCCUCUUCGGCAAAUUCAAGGCGAAGAUGGCUCAAGUCGUGAAGGAUGACCGUGAACGCGCGAAGAGUCCAAACCAGUCAGAUGAACCAUCCGCCACGAGUCAACCACUCUCUCCAACUAUCCCCAACCACGCGAACGGCAAGCCUCCAGCCGAUGUAUUCGCCGAGCAUCCUAAGGAGGAACCCCUUCGCUCACCCGCUUCUCCACUACCCGGAGCGGGCCUCCCUCCAGCCAUCCCCGAGGAACCAAACAGCCCAGAGGCCCCCUCUGCAGCCGCUGAGGAAUUCAAGAAACAGCUUGAACCCGAGCCUGCAACCACUGCUGAAACCACAGCGGUACCAACGGAGACACCCGCUGUCGCCGAACCGUCGAAGGAAACAACCCCUACCGACAAAGAAACAACCGCAUGA